This is a messenger RNA of Laetiporus sulphureus 93-53, 2543 nucleotides long. RefSeq names its product catalase. The coding region runs from base 136 to 2376 and encodes 746 amino acids. Gene Ontology annotation, cellular component: cytosol. The transcript has 9 exons. Gene Ontology annotation, biological process: hydrogen peroxide catabolic process; response to oxidative stress. The record is from RefSeq and is a predicted model, not a curated record. Gene Ontology annotation, molecular function: heme binding; catalase activity. NCBI's taxonomy places the organism in Eukaryota, Fungi, Basidiomycota, Agaricomycetes, Polyporales, Laetiporaceae.
AUGGGCCCUCCUCCCGGACCAGCAAAUACGCAGAAUAUAUAAUGGCCACCUCGCCUCUGGCCUGCUCCCCGCACGCCGUUUCUCCCGCCCUCCGCGAACAGCACAUCCACAUACCAACACUAAGUCGAAGGCAGCAUGGCCAGCGCGAUCUCCGGCGCCGUGAAACACGCGUUUGGGGCUGCGACACAGAAUGCAAAGAUUGCGGACCUUCAGAGCGAUAUCAUCGACCCCGCGUCCAUGCCCAACAAGGGCCUCACCACAGACUAUGGAAUCUACGUGUCGGACACGGAUAACUGGCUGAAGGUUCAGGAUGGCAUCAACACUGGCCCAAAUCUUCUUGAAGACCAAAUCGCGCGCGAGAAGAUCCACAGAUUCGACCAUGAGCGUAUCCCGGAGCGUAUAGUCCACGCCCGUGGUUCAGGCGCGCACGGCUACUUUAAGGUGUUCGACGACCGCGCGAAGAAGUAUACACACGCACCCGUCCUCACCGACUCUUCGCGCACCACGCCCGUCUUCGCGCGCUUCAGCACCGUGCAGGGCUCGCGCGGCAGCGCAGACACUGUUCGCGACGUCCGCGGAUUUGCGGUCAAGCUCUACACCGAGGAGGGCAACUGGGACAUUGUCGGGAACAACAUGCCAAUCUUCUUCAUCCAGGAUGCGAUUAAGUUCCCCGACUUUGUGCAUGCCGUCAAGCCCGAGCCGCACAACGAGGUGCCCCAAGGCCAGAGCGCGCACAACAACUUCUGGGACUUUUGUGGGCUCCAGCCUGAGUCGGCGCACAUGGUGAUGUGGGCCAUGUCCGACCGUGCCAUCCCCCGCUCGUUCCGUAUGAUGCAGGGCUUUGGUGUCAACACUUACAAGUUGCUGAAUGCCCAGGGCGAACGCUUUUUCGUCAAGUUCCACUGGCUCCCGGAGCUUGGUGUCCAUAGUUUUGUCUGGGACGAGGCGCUCAAGAUUAACGGCCAGGACCCUGAUUUCCACCGUAAGGAUCUCCAAGAAGCCAUUGAGAACGGCGCAUUUCCCAAGUGGACAUUCGCGAUCCAGACGAUCCCCGAGUCGAAAGAGCACGACUUUGAAUUCGACAUCCUCGACGCGACAAAGGUGUGGCCCGAGGAGCUCGUGCCGCUCGAGGUGAUCGGCGAAAUGACGCUCAACAAGACGGUCGACGAGUUCUUCACCGAGACGGAACAGGUCGCAUUCUGUACAUCGCACGUCGUGCCGGGCAUCGGUUUCAGCGACGACCCGCUCCUGCAGGGCCGCAAUUUUUCGUACUUUGAUACGCAGAUUACACGCCUGGGCGUGAACUGGGAGGAGCUUCCGAUCAACCGCCCGGUGUGCCCUGUGCUCAACCAUAACCGCGAUGGCGCGAUGAGAAGGAGAAUAACUAAAGGCGAGGUAAACUACUGGCCGAACAGGAAGGAAGUUGGAGCCCCCGUACCGAUCAGCGAGGGAGGUUAUGCCGACUUUGCACAGAAGAUUGUAGGUAUCAAGCAGCGCGUGCGCAGCAAGAAAUUCCAGGAACACUUCAACCAGGCACAACUCUUCUACAACUCGCUCACACCAUACGAGAAGGCACACCUCGUGAGCGCGUUCUCGUUCGAGCUCUCACACUGCGACGACCCGGUCGUGUUCGAAACGUACACGAAGCUGCUGAACAACGUCGACUUUGAGCUCGCGAAGCAGGUCGCGAUCAACGUCGGCGGCAUCGUGCCCGAGAAGCCGCUGCGCGAGAACCAUGGGAAGAGCACGCCGACGCUCUCGCAGGUGUAUUACGCGCCCAAGGAGCCGACAAUCGUCUCGCGACGCAUUGCGAUUCUCGUCGCGGACGGGUUCAAUCUCGCGGAGGUCGAGGCGCUGCGCGCCGCAUUCAAGCUCGGCCAGGCGACGACGUGGAUCAUUGGCCCGCGCCGCGGAUUGGUGUACCCCGCGGGUCAGGUCGUCGGCAAGGGCGCAGGCGUUUGGGCGGACCAUCACUAUGAGGGCCAGCGCAGCACGCUGUUUGACGCGGUCAUUGUACCGAGCGGCGCUGAGCAUGCACAAAAGCUCGCGCAGAAUGGACGGGCGAUUCACUGGGUUCGGGAGGCAUUCGGGCACUGCAAGCCCAUCGGUGCCACUGGCGAAGGUGUCGCGUUCAUCCGUGAGGCGGUGCAGCUCCCGGGAGUGCAGUUCACGAACAAUUUGAACAGCGGCUCAGUAGUAAGCUCGUACGGCGUCGUCACCACGGGCAAGUAUGAUGCAGGGUCGGCCGCAACGGACACGCUCAAGAUCGCGCAGGGCGAGGAGAAGGGCUUCGUGUCCAACUUUGCGUAUGAGAUCAGCAAACACAGGUGCUACGAGCGCGAGAUAAACGGGCUUACGUCGAGGGUGGCAUACUGAGCGGAUGUGAAUGUGUACGCGAAGGUUUAAGGAGCGAGAAAAAAGAAUCUGUACGAUACAGUGCUCGACUUAUAUGUACUAACGAAUGUAUCAUCUCUGUAGUAUGCUGUCCAUAUAUAUAUUGAUUCAGUGAAUGUAAAGGACCAAAAAUUGUACCAGUAGCCCAC